AAAAAAAAAAAAAAAAAGAAAAUUCCACCUAGAGAUAGAGGAGAUUCACGAAGUAAAAGAGAAGACCAGCGCAGGUUGGGGUAGAGAGGAGAGGGUUAAAAACCGAUGGUGGAGUGGAAUAAGCAAAGAAGUGACGGAGGACUGCAGGGCAUUAGCUGGAGGAUUGAGGAGCGGUACCAGCAACAGCAACAGCAACAGCAACAGCACGAGAAUAAGAAGAAGUCAAGAGACAGAAAGACAGAGACAGAGGAACAGAGAGAGAUAGAGAGAGAGAAGGAGAAAAAGAAAAAGAAGAAAAAACGAAAGCAAAAGCAGACGAGGUAUGUAAGGGAAGGAAAAAGAAACGAGAAAAAACACCUCCUUUUAAAUUAUAUUAGAAGUGAUACAUCUUGUCUGCCCCUCUCCGCGUCUCUUAUACUUAUUCUCUCCUUCCCUCUCUCUCUCUCUCUCCCUCCUCCGUGUCUCUCCCUAUCCCUCCAUGCCUAUGUCUCCGUCAGGUCAUGUUCCUCACAUUUGAACGACAGCAAGCAGAGUGUCUGUGUCGACUGCAGCAGAGAAAAAGGGCGGGCCGCAGACACAGCGCCUGCAGCAAGUCGACAUGUCGGACAAGAUUUAGAGCGUCCCACAUCGACAAUCCCACGGACUAGGUUGACGAGGAUCACCGGCAGUAGUAUCUACAAUUCCUGCGCCCCCCUCCCCAACCCUCAAAAAGCGAGGCUCUUGACCAACGGACGCACGAACAUUGGACGAACGCUGGCACACUAAAGUCACAUGAUUGAAAGGGCAUGCGGAUAGCCAGCGCGAACCUGCAGGAGGAGUUGCGACGAAAGACGAAGGAUUGGUAGA
Aspergillus ochraceoroseus IBT 24754 is the source of this 846-nucleotide messenger RNA. RefSeq lists its product as uncharacterized. The transcript has a single exon. NCBI's taxonomy places the organism in Eukaryota, Fungi, Ascomycota, Eurotiomycetes, Eurotiales, Aspergillaceae. The record is from RefSeq and is a predicted model, not a curated record. Bases 106 to 765 code for a protein of 219 amino acids.